AUGACCGACAAUGCCCAUCUCAUACAUAACCGGGCCUAUUUCAAACAACUAACUCCACAAGUGCUCCGAGACAAACCUCUAGCAGGGCACACAUCAACCUCCUCCGAAGUAAUCACCAUCUCCAUAAACAACUGCGGCACCCGUCUCGUGACCUCACGCACCGACAAAUCGUUGCGCAUAUGGAAAUGUCUUCCUGACCGCAUUGUAGAUCCGAUAGUUGUUGAGGAUGCCCACUCGAAAGCGGUUGAAAGCAUAUCGUGGGAUCCCAAUAGUGAAUAUACUUUUGCAACAGUGGGAAGAGAUGAAUACGUAAAGAUAUGGCGUGGUGCGACUGGUACGUUGGAGAAUGUGAUCAAGACUCCGUUGGAUUAUCUAAAGUUGGUUCGGUACUCGGUAGAUGGCGAAUUAAUGAUUGUUGUUGAUCGAAGUGCAAAUGUGUUGUGUUUUGCUGUUAAUCAGAAUUAUAAGGUUGUUUACGAGUUUAAAGUGCUGGAUCAUGUUUAUGAUUUACAGUGGUUCAAUUACGGUCAUGCAUUUUUUGUGAUGGCAAUGCACGAUGGGUCGUUGCCGAUAUAUAAAGUAGCUGACAGUGUCGUUGAUAAUAAUGGUAAUGGUGGAGCUCAAAGCAGUGCGCGGGUUGAAAUUGAGCUAAAAACAACAUUGAGAGGACAUCGUUCAUCUGCGACAUCAAUAUCCAUCUCCCCCAAAGGUGGCCAUUUUGCAGUGGGAGCCAGUGAAGGAGUCGUUAGUCUAUGGAGCACCGGCUCAAUGGUCAACAAUGGAGUCAUAACCAGUAUAGAUGAAGUUGUAUCAUCGUUGGAAAUAAGUUCGGAUGAAGCAUACGUAGCUGUCUCGUUUGAUAAGGAUUCAAACUCGACCAUCUAUGACAUGACCAGUGGCGAACUAGUGUUUGAAAUGCCCAAUAGUGCUAGUGGUAGUAUGACUUUUAGCUCAGUUUGCUGGUUUCCCAACAAGUCUAUACUUGCAUACAGUUCUGACUUCGGUACUACGGUAACCUGGCUCAAAAAGGAUCGUGCAAGGAAAGAUAGAGAGGAAAGAGCAAGUAGUGUGUUGGGAUUGGCAAAUGGGCCAAGAAGAAAAUAA
Lodderomyces theae is the source of this 1104-nucleotide messenger RNA. RefSeq lists its product as uncharacterized. Lineage: Eukaryota; Fungi; Ascomycota; Pichiomycetes; Serinales; Debaryomycetaceae. Gene Ontology annotation, cellular component: THO complex part of transcription export complex. The record is from RefSeq and is a predicted model, not a curated record. The transcript has a single exon. Gene Ontology annotation, biological process: mRNA export from nucleus. Gene Ontology annotation, molecular function: protein binding. Bases 1 to 1104 code for a protein of 367 amino acids.